AUGAUGUUUUCUGUGGAGAAAUGUACAGGGCGCAAUGGAACGGGUGCUUCAGAGGAAUCUGAAUUGUACGCCGGUGGUGGAGAAGCUAUGGGGAAGGAGGGUGUGCCUUCUGACGAAGUCGCGUCAGCUGUGGCGGCGGUGUCUGACGAGAUAGGUGACAUCUUGAAAGACGAAUUGGGCGAUGCGGACAGGGCAGACCGAAUCGGAGCCGAACUAGCGGAUCUGAGCGCUGAACUCGGUUUCCUGGCUGGUCUGGCUGACGGAGAAUCUCAACCAGACUUCGCUUCACGUUUCGAAGUGCCAUUCGAAUGGAUAGCCAUGGGCCACCGGGGCUCCGGCAGCGGCUCGUCAUCGUCGUCGUGGUCGGGCGCCCGCGGCGGACGUCCGCGCCGUCCUGCGCGCCCGCAUCGCGCCACGCGACGACGUCCCAUCACGAAGGGAAAAGAGAUGAUAGUCCGUCGCACCGUAGCUGCACGUCGAGCGGGUGUAGGCGCGGCGAGGCGCACGCGCCCGCUCUCCGACGCCUCCGACGUGGGCGCAGACUCUGACUCCGACGACCAGUGGACCGAGCUCGAUGACGCAUCCGGCUCGUCGGACAGCUCGUCGCUGAAGGAAGCUGCCGCCGCUGUUGACCUUGACUGCAAUUACCAUCAUAAGGGGGGUGUAGAAGCCCCCGCGAUGGGUCAGUUUCUACUGCCACUGCUGCACGCGGAUGCGCCUAGCGACCACUUUCUCAUCCGCCAUGAUGACAUUCUCCAGUUACUGGCGUCUGCGGAAGAGAGCGUGCGCGAGGAAAUACCACUCGACGACGACGCCCUUGACACACCGGUGGACGGAGCGGAGGGCAGCGAGUUUCCUUGCGACGACGACCCUCCGGUCACUCCUGAAGAGGAGGCGGCUCUAUUGCACUAUGUCUGCCAAGCAGAACGUACGGCAUGUACGGAGGAGGUCCUGGAAUCUGACCAGCUGGAACCGGUGGAAGAAUGGCUGUUAGGGGUAUAUCACUCGUGGUGUGAGAUUUCUGCGCUCAUGUACACGCUUAUUGGAACCAACAUCGGCGGUCAGGGGUCGUGGUCGUACCGCGCCCGCUUCGGCUGCCACUGCCGCCUGUGCCUGUCGCUGUGCGCCAACGCGCAGCCGCUGCACCGCGCGCUCAAGCGGCUUGUCGCCAACCUCGCGCACGGAUCAGACACAAGUAACGCAGCGGUGGCCAUUGUGCGUGCAUUGCGACUGCACACGGACACGCCUCUCGACUCUAAUAACUGGGAUCUUAACAGAUUGCAGAGGAUACAAAUGUCUGACGAAGGUCUAUCGGUAGUACACACGCAGCUACAGCACUUAGCAGCUGGCAGCGAGACGGCUCAGCAGCUGGUCCAGUCCGUCUGUCAGUGCCGGGAAUUCAAUAGGCCUAUGGAGAAACAAUACGCAAUGGAAAGGCUGUGUAAGAUCUUGGAGAACUUCAAGACUGCUUCUACUAUCUCUUUUAAGGUGGACAUGAUCCCGGCGGGCGGCGAGGACGGUCCGGGGGGGUCGGGGCUGUCGGGCUGGAAGGCCCGCGUGGCGCGCUGCCUGGCGCCGCACCAGCGGGCCUCCACGGCCGCGCGCCUCAGCGACAUGCGCGCGCGCACGUCGCCCGUGGACCUGGGCGCCUGGGCCGGCUACACGCACCGCUGCGACUGCCUCACGCCGCGCACGCUCUCCGCGCACCAGCGGAAGCAGCUGUUGCGAAUUUCCUUCUUCGGAAUGAUGCAAGCGGUGAACGAACUGAACAAGACAUCGGAAAAGACAGAGACCAGUCAGGAGCCCAUCGAAGAAGUCCACGGCACUCGGGAGAUCCAGGAGCCUCAAGAGGCGCAGGAGACCGAUGACAAACUCGCUUUGCCUGACGCUGAUCCACCCGACCUGGAUGACAUUACAGACUCUGAUGCGAACUCCGGCACGGCAUCUUUAGGUCUAUCAACGUCUUCAUCUUUAGACUCGGCAUCUGAACUUCUCCUGGCUGCAGCAGCCGCUGUAGAGUCAGGAGGAUCUGAAGGAGAAGCAGCCCCCGGUGAACUCUGCAGAACGGUCCGACACCUAAUGAGGUCUAUAGCGUCCAUUGAGAGGCUUAUGGAUCGGGUAUUGAAACACUGCGACGAGUGGCCAGCUCCAACUAAUAGGAAUGAUCACGAGGCGAGAAAACGCGUGGAUAUGGGUUUGUCGGAAGUAGACCGAAAGUUGAUGGCGAUGUACAGACGGCUCCCGGAAGUCCAUCGCAGACAGCUGCAGGUGUACCGGAAGCAGAAGAAAUUGUCUACGGUGUGCAUGCAGCUGGUGGGCGGGCGCGCGCCGGCGCCGCCGCCUCCCGGCUCGCCGCCCGCUGCGCCGCACCAGCCACUGCGGGCGCUCUGCCCCGAGUACCACCUGCAGCGGUUCCGGGAGGUCCGCCGCAAGGUGAUGCAUAUGAGAGACCAGCAACUCUACUACCAUAGGCUACGGAUGUGGCUCGAAGAUCAGCUACGCCAGGAACGGGAAAGCUUACCUGAAAGCAACGUUACUCUAGUAGAAGACUUACCGCGUCGCAAAAGACGUACAGCCAGUCCCAAAGUGCCACGAUUAACCUCAGCCUCUAAACGAAAACUCAAACCCGUAUCACCAUCUAUCUCUAAACCUCACAAAAUCUUGCAAAUGCUUAAAAGCAAAGCGCCACAGAAUAGCGAAAUAAAAGACGACGAGAAAUCCGAAGUGGAACCACCUGAAGCGUUCCCUCUUGAGAAAGAGGACAAUAUAUCCGACACAGAAACGAUUGUGGGUGAGAAAGAUGACCUAUGUAAAGAAAUGAAAGAAUGUCUGGCUAAAUUUGCUAAUUUUGCAGUAAAUAGUCCCGACGAUGAUAACCUAGAAGAAGAAUAUAAUACACAGGCUGAUGAUAAGUUCGAAUCCGUAAGUCCUCCGUUGCAAGAGAUGUCGCCUACUACUUCGGAACCUAUGCCACUGUACAAUAGAACUAAAUUAGUACCCGUUAAUAAAGUUUUUAACCGCGAUGACACUAAUGGACACAAUGAAAAUAAUGAUACUAAAGAAAACGAUGACAUUGAAAAUAGUGAAGCUCAAAUUAAUGAUAUAGUUGAUGAUGGCAAAGAUCCUAAUAUUUACAAAUAUGUUUCGUUCGGUAUUGAAAUUAAGAGAGCUAUGGAGGAAUGUCAGAAUAUAAUCAAUUCUUAUAAUAGUAUUAAGGACACUAAGGAAGGGAAGGAACAAGAUGAAGGCCCGUUGACUAUAGAACAGAUAUGCGAAGUCAUGAUGAGUUUGGAUAAAAAUUCUGCCGAGUUUUUAGACAAAAUUGACUCGGAUGAUCCCAUCGACGUAGCUGCUAAUGGUAAACUUGCUGAAUUAAUAGAAAAUAUGCCACAAAUCUUAGCUAAUAUGCCCGAGAUUGCCUCAAAACUAUCCGAAUUUGCCAACGCGUCGUUCGAGCUACCUGAAUUUGCGUCUAUUAUGAACAGUCUACCUGACGUUAAUAACGAAGCUCAGUUAACACCGGAAACGCUUAAACAAAUUCGUGAAUUAAAAUUAAAUAAGUCUAGAGAUAAUAUCAAAGUGACUAAGAACACUGCCAAACGUAAAAGUAAUCGUAGAAUUAAGAACAACAUAGAUUCAAAUGAUAUCAUAGGCACAAUGACUUUUGAGCUCGACAGUAAAGAUUUAACCGAACUCUUGAAAGAUGAAAAGGAGAUACAGGCCAUGAUGAAGAAUAAAUCUAAUAACAAAGAAGAAUUCAAAGAUCUUCUCUUCUCUAUAUCUGCUCAAGUUGUUAUCAACAAAGUGUUUGAAUAUUUAAAACAGAAUAAAAGCCCUGAAUUAGCUAAAUGUUUGGAAGAAGAUAAAGAACUGUUCUCUCUACCGAAGAGCCGUAUAAAUUCAGAAAUGUAUUCAAAGGCGUCUACUUUAUUUGAUAAUUCUGUUAAAGAUGCCUUAAGUAUGGACGAAUUACGAGACCUUGUGAAGUCUAGGUUUAAUUCGUGGAAACACUAUGUCGUUACAAAAUUUAAGAGCAUACCAAUGGAAUUACUCGAGAAUGAAAUUGAAGCGAUGCUGGAUAAGUUCUAUAGUUACAUACAAGAUUUAGCGGGUAAACAAUGUGUGAAUGACAGUGACAAAAUUAUUGAAAAGAUCGACGACCUACGCAAAAAUCAAGUCGAUAAUGAUUCAGAUACCGAAAGUUGUCCCGCUUCAAAAGAAUCUUUAAAACAAAUAACCAAACUGCUUAGCACCUCCGCAGGGAACACGUUCGAUUUGCUCAUUAUGAAAUUAUCAAACAUGUCACAAGAUAAAAAGUCUACAGUUAAAAGUCUAAAGUUUAAAUACAUGGAUGUGAUAAAACGUUGUGCAGAUUCCCAACAGUUAGCCGGCUGGAUAUUAUUAGACCCUGAAAUUGCCGUCAAUGUUAUACAAGAACUGACAGGUUUACCAAUUAGAAAAACGGAAAGCGUUCCUGAUUUUAAUUCAAUGCCGAAUGACAAGAAAAAGGAUUACUUCAUAGAUCGGUUACGAGAAAGUAAUAGGAGUUAUAUGGAGACGUUGCCGAAAAAAGGUUUGACAGGUGAUGAAUGGCUGGUAAUGUUAUAUAGGUUAGAACAACUUGAGGAUAGACUCAAAGACGCCUUUUCUAAAGUUACUGUAACGCCUCCUAAACCUGUGCAAAACCAAAUGCAGAUUGCUAGCGAAGCCGAAAUUCUAGCAGCCAAAGGUCUUAGCAAAAUCAUUGGAAAAGCUAAUGCUAGAGUAGCCAAAAAGGAUGCCCCAAAACCGAAGUUAGAAGAAAAGAUUAUCGACUCACGUAAAGUAGAUAAUGACGAUAAGAAACUGAAAAACGAAGCUUUACUAUCCAAAUGUGAAGCGAUAUUGACGUCCAAAGGAGAAAAAUCAUUACUCGAUAGCUUCUAUACCAUCAAAUCUUAUAUCACUCAAGGGCUGCCUGUACCGGACACUUAUAAAAAACACGUGAUAUCCAUUUGUUCAAGUAUAGAUGCUAAAUUGCUUAACGAUGAGAUGGAAGAGUGCUGUAAAGAGGAAAAACAAGAUGAUGACAAGGCACCGCUGUCAGUGAUUGGGUCACAAAAUCCCGAACUUUUGGCCAAAUAUUCGGCCCAAGCUUUGAGGAAUGCAAAGCAAACCUUAAAUGCUGUGGCGUUUAAAAACAUGAUGAAAAAUGGACAAUCCAAGUCCGAAUCAGAUACUUGCGAUACACCAAAAAGCGACUGCAAAUGGACAAAUGAUUGCAUUUGCAAUUCAUGCAAAGACAGUGACAAUUCUGUCUGCCUCGGUGAUAUUGUUAAAUGUUAUGAUGAGAAAGGCAAGAACGGAUUGGAAGAGAAGAAGAAAGAAGUGAAGAAACAAACUGUGCAGAAACCUGUGAAGCCACAGGUCAAGUGCGAGAACAGUACUCAUCAACAACAUGUUUGCAAAGGCGGCCAUGGCAGCAACGGCGGCAACGCGUGCGCAGGCGACGCGGGCGCCGACCAGCCAUGCACCUGCUGCUAUUGCACUGUCUUCGGACACGCCCCGCCAUUAACUACGCCCGUGCCGAGAAACUUUAACGAGACCCGAGAAAGACUGCGCUCCAUUCUCAAUAAGAAGAAACAGAAGUGUAAAACAGCCAAUGGCGACCAAGAACCGAAGUCGCCAGCGCCCCCUGCCCAGCAACCGGUUGAAGCCAGCCAGCAACCGCCGAAACCGAAGCAGCCGUCGCCGCAGCAGCCGAUCGCACAGCCACAGCCCCCGGCGCUGCCGAAAACCCUACCACCGGCGCUGAGCACUGCUCAGGCGCAGGCGAUACAGCAGAAACGCGCCGCGGCAUUGUUGCAGCAGCAGCAACUGGCCGAAAAGAUGGCCAAGAUGGUUGUCACCGAGAAACCAGAUAACAAACCUAAGGUCUUACAACGCACUGUGCCUGUCCAAGUCAAUGUUCCGCCCGUCCUAAAAACAGAAGGUAAAGUGAAUCCAAACGCAAUGGAACAAAUUCGGCUGCAACAACUGAAACAACAGCAGUUACAGCAGCAACAAAUUCAGCAACAACAGCAGAUACAGCAACAACAACAAAUACAACAGCAACAGAAAAAACCAGAGCCGAUAUACGACUUGCCGAUACACAACAAACCGACUUUGACGCCGCAACAACAGCAGCAGAUACGACAACAACAAUUGCAAAGGCAGAGUCGACCACAGCAGAGAGCUAUCUCGCUAUCUAGUAGAGAUACUAGCGUCUUCUCUACAUCUUCUGGCUGUGAUGGCACCGAAGACCCCCGCGACCUGGACGCGCUGCUGCAGUACAUCGAGGGCCCAGCCAGGCACAUCGACCGCGGCAAGAAGCGUGCCAAGAAGCAGCGCCAAAAGGCCAAACGGAUGGAGGCGCGGCUGGCCGACGAGCGGUCGGCCGUGGCCGAGGCGCUGGGCAUCGCGCGCGCCACGCUGGAGGCGCGGCGGCAGGCGCACCUGGCCGCGCGCAGGCGCCUCGACGACCUGCGCAAGGCGCUGCACCACCUCAACAAGACCAAGAAGAAAGGCAAAAAAUCUAAAUUAAAUCCCGCGCAACAAGGCAAAGUGCAACAAUUAUCGGAACAGCUUGCGGAAUUAACGACGCUCAUCACUACACAGGGCAAGGAGGUCCACGAGUACGAACGCCAAGUGAACGAGUAUUCUGACAGACUGCUACUAGUCGACCAGGAAUUGACUGAAGCCAGGGCGGUGCUGGGAAAGCCUGUGGAACCCUCGCCGAUGGAACAAGCGAUGCUUCGCAAGCAGCAGCAGCAUCUGCAGCAGCUGCAGCAGCGGCAGAUGGAGCACGAACGGCAGAUGGAGCACGAGCGGCAGCUGGAGCAACAGCGGCAGGCGGUGCUGGAGCAGCAGCGGCUGAUGAUGCAGCGGAUGGAGAAGCCGGCGGGAGGGGGACUUGUGCGCGUGCGCCGCCUGCCAGGCGACGGCGCCGUCACGCUCUCGCUGAAGGGGCACGACGCAGACACGCCCUUGGCUCAGCUGCUGCAUAACAACCGGCAUCUCACCGUUUUAAAUGUAUGCGAAGAACCUUCGACGCCUCCGAAGCCCAAAGACGAGAAGAAACAAACCUGGGAGCAGGCGCUAGCACACAUCAACCAGAUCGCCAAAGGCACUGGAAAGGAAAAGAAGAAACAAAAGGAAGUUCAUGUAAAGUUGGAGAAGCCGAAGGAGCAGCAGCGGUCACAAUCUUUGCCUGACACCACGCAAACCCUGUCCAAGAAGCAACGGAAGCUGCUUGCUAAGCAACAGGCUGAAGAAGAGGAAAGAAGGCGCCAAGAAUCCGAGGCCAAAGCUAAAAAAGCCGAAUCAAAAAAGGCCGAAACGAAAGAGGUUAAGAAGCAAGAUAAGAGGGCCGAAAAGAAGGCUGAACCUGUUAAGACGAAGAAAAAAGAUGAGAAGAAGGAAGCGAAGAAAGAAAAGGCUCCAGAGAAGAAGGGAAAAGAUAAUAAGCAGGAGAAGAACGCACUCCAGCCAGUUAAAUCGAACAAGCCGUUGCCUGCACAGCCCGCCAAGAAGGAGAAGAAGAAAGAAAACAAAACCCCGGCAGCUGUGCUGGAUGGCAUACAACUCGUGCACAAAAUGGUAUCAAGUAACGACCCGUCGGAGAAGCUAGCCUCUUGCAGCAUUAUGGAGCAACUUAGCUGCGGUGUGCAGGUGGCCGAUUUGAAACUUCCGCCUGGCAUAACGCUGACCCGAGUGCAGCCUAGCGAGAAGAAGGAGCCUCCAUCUAUAAAAUCCGUGCCGCUGUGGAAGUGCAACCAGCUGCCGGCGGCGCCUACGCCGGUUGCGCGGCCGCAGCCCGUCAUCAACGCGGACCCCUCUUUGAUGAUGUUCAGCACCGCGCAGCCAGAGCCACCGAAAACAAUAAUAAUACCCGAGCCAGCCCCAGUUCCGAAGUCGAAAAAAGCCAAAAAGAAAGCCAAGAAGGCAGCUGCUGAAGUGUCAGAAAACAAAACGGAUGGCACUAAAAUGGUCACACUGCGGAACCCAAUGUUUCAUCCCAACCUGCCUCCAGUGCAAAUCUCGAACCCGGUUAAGAAGACCGAACAAAUCAGGAUACCUGAUCCCAUACCAAUGCCACCAAAUGCUUGUCAAGCGACCAUCACUCCGACGUCAAACGGAAUGUACACUAUACGUAAUCCGUUAAUGUCAAUGAUGCAUCAGCAGAGUUUAAUGGUCAUGAAGACUCAGGCUCCACCGAUUAAUCCUCUAUACGGACAGCCACAGUACACUUAUGUGAAUCCUAACGUAUAUCCAGUGCCAACUCCUGCUCCACAAACAUACGUCAUUGAUCCGUCUAGAAAUUCACCAAAGAACGAUGAAUAUCAAAGCAGAAUAAUGAAUCUGGCUUCGUUUACACAGAAAAACGAUGAAGGAUACUCUUUGUUCAAGACAACAGAGGACAGUCAGCAGAGAAACUUUUUGACACCGGAAUACUUUGAGAAUCAACCUAAGAGCACUGUUUCACCGAACCCCAUAGGUACUAGACCGAACAAUGAGCCCAACCGUCCUUUUGAUUCAAGCGACUCCUCAUUGUUUGCAAAUCCGGUGCAAAGACCUGAGCCUAUUGGUACACCAUUGAAACGCGAUGAGGAACGGGGUGAUUUUUCAAGUUUGUACACACCGUUUGGACAGGAAGACAGAAAUGUGUUCCGUAAUGCUUUGUUCAAUGAUAAAAAUGAAUCGGUGAAAAUAGAUGAUGUUACUUUGACAUUGUCCAACGGUGAUCCUUUGCCUUACUUUCAACGGUUGAGAGUCGGUUCCAAGUUGAACAACGAGGUGACAAUACAUCACGUGACCGAGUCGAAGUUUUAUAAGGGACAGGAACCACCGUUCGCGACCCCCGCCGUGGAAGAGUCGCUGUUUUCGUGCCCCUUGGGCAGCGCUCCCCCUGCGGGGGCCCCCGGCGGUGGCUGGCCGGAGGGUCUCUACGGACCCAAUCCUGCUGUUGUCAACAACAACAAUACCACCGCCACUACUACCACCACCACCACCACCGCUACAACUCAACCCACCACUAUGUCGUCGACCAGUUCUGCUGUCUCAGCCGGCUCGGUGGGUUCGGGUGGCUCAGUCGGCUCGGGUGGUUCAGGUGGCACUGCCAACUCAGCCGGGGAGUCUCCCCGCUGCAGCUCCCGAGGGUCGCUGCAAGGUCUGCAGAACGACGACGAUGGCGGUUACGGCGCUGUGGGCACUCGGGCGGCUGCCAACCGUCCAGAAUCAAGCGUUUUCCUGCCUGACCGCAACAUAACCAACUUAUCAACACUGGAAGCGUCCGAGAGAGACAUUGAAUCCUUCAAACGCUUCGAAUUCUACUUUGAGCCACCGCAGCAUAAGCCGCGUGUGCAACUCCACGUCAGCGACAUCGCUGCCGCCCUUCGGCAUAACCAAAAGUAGAUAUACUUUUGCUCUACAAAUACAAUGGACUCAAAACUUGAAUAAUUUAUUGUAAACACUAAUUAUUGAAGACUUAGUCUCUACAAAAACGUUAAAUUAUAAUCGCCCUUGUUUGUUGACUUGGCCUUCAGACCAAAUAUGUGCGCACGAUGCGUUCUGUAAGAUCGUUUAUGCACUACGUCCAAUUCGUAUCAGACCCUGUCAAGUAAGUUAAGCUAUUUGACUAAAUUCAAAGAUGCAUGAUGCGAAUGAAGCUUAAUACUUUACAUUGUCGUUCAAUUAUCCAGUAUUACUUAUUUGACAGUAAUUGUUUCGAAUGGAUGUUGGACGGAAAACGACAGUAACCCCGCAGUUCCGAAUCCGAGAAAUGACGGUCGGAAAUGUCACUGGACUGGACUGGAAUUAGUACACAAGCGACAUCAGAAUUGAAGUCUCGGAUUCAAAACGAAUACGAAUAGGAUGCAGUGCUCAAACGCGCUUACGGUCUUUUGUUACUUCGACACUUGUAUCUCAAUAUACAUUGACUAAUUAAGAGCAGGCAGGCCAUUGGUCGGUUGUAAAUUGUUAACACUAAAUAGACA
Molecule: messenger RNA, 10013 nt
Organism: Hyposmocoma kahamanoa
Lineage: Eukaryota; Metazoa; Arthropoda; Insecta; Lepidoptera; Cosmopterigidae
Exons: 41
Coding region: 1-9432 (3143 amino acids)
Source: RefSeq, a predicted model, not a curated record